CAUUAUCAUAUUACACAAUAUAGUUCAACUUAAGCAAGUAAUUAAUAAAAUUUGAAGAAUCUCUCUAAUUAAAUUUGUUUAUUUCUUCUCUUUAAUUAACAAGUUUUUGGUUUUGAAGGUGGCCUGUUCUUUUGCUCUUCUGUUUGCUCUCUGCAUUUGUGUAUUUGCGGAAGUAUCAGAAUUGCAUAAGCAGGAAAAGGCCUAGCUUAAUUACUUCACAAGAAGUAAUUAAUAGAGAUUAUUCAGAACAAUCACUUGCUUGUUAUUAAUUAAUCUCCUUAUCUGUUAGUCGUAAUGGCGGAUUUAUCAGCAGGUAACGAUGACAAAAGCGUUACGAAGACAAAUAGCUUCAAGAUCUUUGGGAAAAGCCCAGCACGUACCGUGUCUUCCAAGAAAAGUGCAAAUCCAUUCAUUAAGAUGUUCACCCGAAGCAAGAAGUUAGAUAAGAAAAAUGAAUCGGAGGAUGCUGAUGAAAGUGAUCCAAGUAACACUACUGAAGCUGAUACUGAGGUGAUCGGAGAAACUGCUCCGGCAACUCUCCUAGAAAAACUCAAAGAAGAUGCUCCAAAAAUUAUUGAAAAAGUGGUUAGUCAUGCUAAGGCAGAAAACCUGGCUGCAGAGUUGACAAAGGCUAUUCCAGUUGCCGAACGCAAAGAGUCAACUCCAGCAACUGAAGAGAAGAAACCAGAGUUCUUUAGCAAAAUAAAGGAAGGAGCUGAAAAAGCCAAGGAAGAGCUACAAGGUAAAGCCAAGGAAGAGUUCAAGAAGGUAGAAGGCGGUCUUACGGAAGCAUACAAAGCAUUCACAUCAACAUACAAGAAGGCCGCACCAAUUGAGCAACAACCUAUAGAUGAUAAGAAACUCGAAGUAAAAGAUGUCAAAACCGAUGAAGCGAACGUGCCUGUGCCAUUGUCAAGUCCAAGUCCAACAGGGCUAGAUCAUCAAGAUGAUGUUGUGGCUGCUACCAGGGUGGCUGAGCCAACAAAAACGGAGGCAACUAGUCAACCAGGAGAGAACCCUGAGAAUAAGCAAGAGGUAAAUUGUUUCACUUAUUUGGCAGAAGAGCUACAAAAGAUGUGUGCAACAAGGAACAACAACAACAACAAAGAAGACUAGUGUUCUAUAUUUUUUUUAUUUUUUUUUUUAUUUUUUUUUUAUUUUUUUUUUUUGCAUGGAUAUAUGUAAAUGUAUCCAAUGGUGUAUAAUUGGUUCUAAUUUGUAAUUUUAACUUUGUAUGGAUUGGUUACAAGGUUGCAUGUAUGACCUUGAUGGGUGUGGAAUGAUUGCAAGGAUACUUUGUGAAUACCAUGAUAUUAAUUGAUCCUUUUGUUAUAUUUUCGUGCA
Chenopodium quinoa (quinoa) is the source of this 1344-nucleotide messenger RNA. RefSeq names its product microtubule-associated protein 1B-like. The transcript has 5 exons. Lineage: Eukaryota; Viridiplantae; Streptophyta; Magnoliopsida; Caryophyllales; Amaranthaceae. Bases 295 to 1116 code for a protein of 273 amino acids. The record is from RefSeq and is a predicted model, not a curated record.